UGCACAUGUGGGAGAUUUUUUGACAACGUUUUACAACGUAUAGUUUCGCUUAUCUCAUAGCGAUAUUAUAAUUCACAGUCAUUGCGCUGUGAUUUCUCUUCAUGGAAGAAGCACAAGAUGCAGACAUAAAUGGUAUUGACAGGGAAAGUUUAGUCAAGGAGAUAGAGUUAAUUCGGCAAACGCUUGGGGGCGCAUCGACUCGAGCAGGCACUAAUAGCGAGUUUGCAAGUUAUGAGGUGCGCGACAACCAGGGGGAUUCCGACGAAGACGAACUAGAAAUUAUCAAAUCACAGGAAUACAUAGAAACUUCUGAAGAAACAUAUCAAUCACAGCUUUUCCCUGUUGAAGUUAUUUCAUCUGAAAGUGAAGAUGAGACUCUCAAAAGUACAACAAAGAUCUACAAGACUGCAAUCACUAUUUCAGAUGAUUCUGACUUAUCUGCAGAUGAAUACACUUGUUAUGAGGUCUCUACAAUAGUACCACUCAAUGAUUCAGUGGACGAAUCUGAACAUUACCUUAGUUCUGUACCUGAGAACUCACAUUCCAUCUCGGAAAAUGUCCAUGCUAGCAGAGCUCAUAAUAUUCCAAGCAUACAAAUAUCGCCAAAUCCUGAACAAUCUAAUCCGUUUCUUGAGGAACAAAAUAGUGGUGACUAUCAUUUGACUGAACUUCAGCCGGCUAAGGAUGGCUGUCAAUCUUCAGGGAUUUUUCAGAGCCGUUUGGCAUUUCUUCAUCAUGAUUAUGGAAAUAGUCAGUCUUCUUUAGUCAGUUCAAAAGAAGCAGAAAAUCUUGAUAAUGUUGGUGAUGGUGCAAAAGAAAUACAUGUUUUAAGUGAUGAGGAAGACUGUGAAGUGUUAAAUGAACAACAACGAUGUUUGAACCUGAAUAGAAAGUAUCAGACAAUUAUUGAAGCACAACUCAGGAAAAUUGAGAAAUUACUUGCAGAAAACAGAGAGAAACAAGUUGGAUUGGAUCGGAUGUCUUCUUCCUCAUCAGCAAAAGCAGAAGAAACCGAACAUAGCCAUAGGAGUCUUUCCUCAUAUGCAAAGCCAUAUUUUAGAACACGCAAAGAGUGUCCUGAGGACAAUGAAGAUACCAAACUUCGAAAGAGUGUUGGUCAGCCGCAUACAUUUCAAACACCACCAAGACUAUGGUCACAGGAGGAUAAAAUUUUGCUGUCGGAUGCUGUGAAGUCAGAGAUAUUACAGACCAAACAAAUGCCUUUGUUAAGGAGGCUUGAAGUCAUCACUCCGAAAUUAUUAAAAACGAAAGAAGAUCAAAAAGAGAUUGAAGAUCUAAGAAAUGAAAUAGAGCGCCUGAAAGCUCUUUCUAUUGUUGACUUGGUACAAGAUUUCACUGACACUAUUGACUUCUGCGAUAUCUCAAAUAAAGUGCUGCCUUUCCGAACACCGCAUCAAUGCCAAGUGUUUUGGUAUAACGAGCUUCACCCUCUCUUAAACAAAGGCAAGUGGGAGAAAGAAGAGGAUAAGUUGUUAUUGCGAUUAGCUGAGGAAAACAGCUGCGGUGGGAACUGGCACAAAAUCGCUACUGAACUCAAGAGUAACAGAUCUGCAGCACAAUGCCUGCAUAGAUAUCAAAGAAGCUUGAAUAAGAACUUCUUAAAAAGCAAGUGGGAGCCAGAAGACGAUAAGAAAUUGGUCGAAGCUGUUAACGCGUGUGGAGUUGGUCCUUGGGAGAAAGUGUCCAGUUUUCUUGAUGGUCGUACUGGUCCUCAAUGCAUGCAUCGCUAUAUUAAAUCUCUUGAUCCUGAGAUCAAGAAGGGAAAGUGGGAAAAAGAGGAGGAUGACUUGCUACGUAAAGGAGUGGAGCUAUAUGGUUUUAACUGGUUCAAGUUUAAAAGUUUGCUACCAAGAAGGACAGAUUCUCAAGUCCGGGAAAGAUGGCAGGAUGUUCUUGAUCCCAAUCUCCGUAAAGGCGCGUUCAGUAAAGAAGAAGACGAGAGAUUAAUUAAAGUUGUUGGAGAACAGAGCGUCGGACUUCGGAAUUGGUCAACAAUUGCAAAACAUAUGCCAGGAAGGACUGACAAUAAAUGUCGAAGGCGGUGGUUUUCUCUGAUGAAAGAAGAUCCGAAGACAAAAGAGCACUUCAUUAAACAGAAAAUCAUACGAGCUAAACUUGUAAAUAAUUUCUCUCGACGUCGUUCUGAUAAACCGGAAAUUGGACCAGAAGAUUUUGAUAUGUUUGACUUGUCCGAAACCGAGGAAAUCGAAUCUCUUUCUCAACUUCCGAGCAAAGCAGAGGAUGUAACUACUGAUGAAGCGAACACAGACGCAGCAUUUGAUGAUGUAACUAAUCUUGAUGCAACAUCUGACCACUGCGCUAGCAUUGCUUCUCAAGACGACACCACAAAAAUAAAAAGAAAGGAGAAAGAAGCGAAAGAGAACUCCACUCCUACGUCGCCAAUGAAGAAUAGGGGAAAGAAACGCAAGAAAGUAUCUGGUGGUGCCUACACAAAUAUUCAGGUAAAAAGUGCAGGUACUUCCAAAACCCCCGAUGUUAUAAGUUCAGAUGAACCAGAAAGCAAGGAACCUGGCAGAACGACCAGAAAGAGACCUCCUACUACGUCUAUGCCUUUAAAAUCAAGGGCAAGGAAAGAAUUUUCACAAUCUCCUAGUAAACCUCGGACAGAACCUCCCAGCAAGAUGACAAACAAAUGUAAACUAACCGCCCCAAAUCCAUCAGUCGUAUUACAGGCGUCUUCCUUGCCAAAUGCAAUACCAAUAUCACAUUUGACACAAUUUUCAGUACUCCUACAGGCAUUUAGUGUUGAUGUAUCUGGAGCGCUCAAGAAUGUUAACGCAAACAAAGGAGAAAAAUCCUCUCAAACGAACUCGGAGUCUCCUAGUGUGACAUCUCUUGGCCAACCUAUUCUAACAACAACGAUAACUGAUAACGACAAUGCCGAUAAACAAAUGCUCAAAACUAAUACUGAAGUAGAAACAAACAACAACACAGUUACUCUUAGAACAGUUACGCCCAGUCCUGUUGUCAGCGCAACGACACCUUCGUCAACAGCGCAACGUGCUACCUCUAUAACAAAACAAGGUCAAGGAAACGCGAACGGUAGAAAUAAACAAGAAGCAGUUCGUAGUGAUGAGGAAAACAAUGAUGGGGCAAAUACUUCAGGCAGUUCAAAAUCAUCUGUCGCAAACACUCCUUCUUGUAAAGGUACUAAAAAAGGCGAUGAUUCUUUUGACGAAAAUGCCUCUAGGAGAAGACGUAAAAGAACACGAGAUAAUCCUUCCGAUGCAGAAAAACAGAAAAGGUUAAAUUUUGAAUUAGCUGAACAAGUAGAUGGUUUGUCGGGGGUUAGUGACGUUCUCUCUGAUUCACAGCAUGGAUUGAUUUCUACAAGACCUAGAAGAGCAUGCAAGAGAGAGUAUUCGGAGUCCCCUGGUCAAUCGCGAAAGAACAAAAAUAAUCGAAUGAAAGGAGUAGUGGGACGACGCCUGAAUCUACAGUUGAAAAGAACGAACAAGGACGCCCAGAGGACGUUGAUGGUGAAACUUCACCAAGACAAUCUAAACGGAGCCAGCGAAAAAUGGAUUCCAGUUCAACGCCGGAUGUUACAACCGAAAAUCGUGCAGAACCCAUUCCUAAUGUCGCCAAAACUACUUCAGCUACUGCAAAACCUAUUUCUGCUAUUGUAGAAACUACUCCUGCUGCUAGAGAACCUACUUCUGCCAUCAAACAAACUACGUCCGCUACUUCAGAAUCUACUUCAUCUUUAAACACAAUUACUAAAAAUGUGGUCGUAAGUCCAAGUAGUGUUUCUAGCGUGGGUAUGAAUAGCCCAUAUCUUCAGGUUAGAAGAAUUAUCAUGGAUACUGAUACACAAUCACCUCGAGUACCGGCCAUUCCACCUCUACCCCCUACUGCUGCCACUUUAAAUGCUUUUAAGACACUACUGACAUUGAGAAAAGAUCUGCAAUCGCAGACUAAUCGUCUAGAAGUCACUCAACAUGAUCAAAACCAGCAGACAUCGGAUCAAAAUGCAUCGGCAUCGUCGGACAAAAAUCAUUUAUCGGACCAUUUGUUGCUCGUGUCAGACACGAAACAAACACCGCACGUGCAAGUUCGUAAUUCAGUGCCAUAUCAAAUACUUUUAAAUAGAUUUAAAGGACUUUUUAUGUGGCCUGGAUUUUUGUCGAUCGUCAACCCAACAUUUGUGAAGCCGAGUCAAAGUCAAACACUAAGUGGAACUAAUGCUAGUAAAAGUAAAAGAAGGAAAACAUGGAGCAGACGUCAGACUCGGUAGUUAUAUUUUGUACAACUUAUUAGUAUAAGUUACAAAACACAGUGUAUGUACAUUGUUCAUUCAGUGCUCUGCUAUGCAGUUUCCAAUUUUUUUCUCAUUCUCAGUUAAAACCUAUAUCGUUGCGUGAAUGCGCGUUUCGAUCU
Messenger RNA from Dendronephthya gigantea, 4422 nucleotides. RefSeq names its product myb-like protein L. NCBI's taxonomy places the organism in Eukaryota, Metazoa, Cnidaria, Anthozoa, Malacalcyonacea, Nephtheidae. Bases 102 to 3671 code for a protein of 1189 amino acids. The record is from RefSeq and is a predicted model, not a curated record. The transcript has 21 exons.